AUGCUGGCUACGGCUACAUAUAUGAAAGACUACGGCUCCGCUAUAGAUACACCACUUUGGGUUAGGGUCUCAGCCAAUCUUUUGAAAAGAAAUGAAACAAAAGAACUAGAAAGAAAAAGUGAAGAUGAUGAAAAUGAUUUUGAAGCAACCACAUCAGACACCAAUUUUGAAUCAAUGCCUAAUGAUGAGAUUGAUAUUGACUGUAAUGAAAUUAUGAAUAUUAGUGAUAUAGAAUUACAUACUACAUUAUCACCCAUUCAAAAAUAUCCUGAUGAUAAAAGUCCAAGUGAUAUCUGGAUAUUACCUUCUGGUAAAUCUGUUCAAGAUAUUAUACGUGGACAAAAGGAUUUACAUAAAUCACAGUAA
Messenger RNA from Entrophospora sp. SA101, 366 nucleotides. Lineage: Eukaryota; Fungi; Glomeromycota; Glomeromycetes; Entrophosporales; Entrophosporaceae. The record is from the annotation of a GenBank genome assembly.